This is a messenger RNA of Amphimedon queenslandica, 3641 nucleotides long. RefSeq lists its product as uncharacterized. Gene Ontology annotation, molecular function: protein binding. Bases 124 to 3345 code for a protein of 1073 amino acids. The transcript is spliced from 7 exons. The record is from RefSeq and is a predicted model, not a curated record. NCBI's taxonomy places the organism in Eukaryota, Metazoa, Porifera, Demospongiae, Haplosclerida, Niphatidae.
AGGUCUGCCAAAUCUUCCCCUCUUAUCUUUUUUGAGUAAUAUCACGUUAGGCCCUGUCUCCUACUGCUUCACACUACAGUCUCCUCUGGCAUUCUCUUGUAGUCAAAACUGGCGGAGCCCACUAUGACUGAUCCCGGGCCUAGUCGUAAUAGGCAGUCGAGGGGAUGCAGUCAAAGUAUUUCUCGUUCUCAACGCCUAGUCGUCUCGGCCGGAUCACAUCAUGGCGAUCUAUCAACGAGAGAGACGAGAAUGCACAACAGUGCCAUUGACGAGCCCUACAUAAGGAUUGAUUAUGGGCCUGGCUCCACCGGCUCGGCUAUUGCUGUCGACAAAGAGAUUCAGAAGAAGCUGGCGGAUGCUUGCGUCCGAGGAGACAUUGAAGUUAUAGACAAACUUAUAAGACUUGGAGCUAAUCCCAACUACAGUAACCCCGAGGGGACUUUAAAGCCUUCUUUAUACUACGCCAGUCGCUACGGCCAUUAUCAUUUGCUGGUAAGACUCAUAGAGAGACACAAUUGUAAUGCUCACUACAAGACACCACGGGGUACCACUCUCCUUCAUCUUGCCUGUCUACAUGGCCAUGAUGACAUUGUCAAGUAUCUUACGGCAUCACCCGUCCAUCUAAAUCCCUCAGCAAAAAACCGAUUAGGUAGCACCCCACUCCAUCUCGCCUGCGUAGGAGGACACCCCCAUAUCGUCCAGUACCUUAUCGAGAACCUUCAUUGUGAUCCGAAAUGUGUCGGAGAGCCUGAUGAUGAGACCCCACUUCACACGGCGUGCACUAAAGGCCACUUGGGUAUCAUGAAAUACCUCAUUGAAGUUCAAAAAUGCGACCCUUUCCAUCCCACACGAGUGGGAGAGACUCCCCUUCAUCUUGCCUCUCAACAUGGCAGAAAAGAGAUAGUGGAGUAUCUUAUCACUGAGCAGCAUUGUGAUCCUAUGGUUAUUGACAUGAGAAUGAACACUCCACUUCACUCAGCCGCUCAACAGAAUCACGCCGGGAUCGUGCGGUACCUGGUCAUGGAGCAAGGCUGUAACCCUCACGCUAGAAAUCAAGAGAAUUGCACUCCGCUUCAUCUUGCUUGUAGAUAUAGUAGGAUUGAUGUUGUCAAGGUCCUACUAGAAGAAGCCAAGAUCUCCCCUUCUAUUUCUGGGCCCGAUGGAAGAACACCAAUACAAAUGGCUUACGACCACGAGGUUGUGAAGCACCUCAUUCGUCACGGAGCUAACCCGAAAGAUGCACAGGUCUCUAUAUUUGACGGGAUGGGGAUACCACCCCAGCAGCUGGAGGACACCAUAGUGCGAAUACUGGUUGUCGGAGACCCUAACAGUGGGAAGAGUACUCUGGUUGAAGCUCUCAAGACCCCACCGACCAGAAACUUUAUAUUCAGGACACAAAAGAGCAGGAUUACCGACGUAGAACCAUACACUGCUGGGAUCAUACCACACGAGAUUAAGAACAGCCCGGACUUUGGUCACAUUCUGUUAUUCGAUUUCGCCGGUCACAGCGAGUAUUACAGCAGCCACUCUGUCGUCAUUGACAGCGUCUGUGUCUCCCCUCCAGUUUUUGUCGUCGUCGUCGAUCUCUCAAAAGACGAAGAGCACAUUAAGCUCAGGCUCCACUUCUGGAUACAGUUCAUCGAGAAUAACAGACCGACUUUCGUAUCGAAGCCACACAUUGUCGUUGUUGGGAGUCACGACGACAUCCUUCAAUCUCAGAGUGACUCGUCAUACAAGCAUCGCCUUAUCAACAGCAUCGAGAAGUUUUCAAGGGAAAUCAUCGGAGCGACGACACUUCAGUUCAGCGGGUUCUACCAUGUCAACUGCCAGAAGAUGUCCACACAGACUGAGCUAAGGAAAGUCCUCGUUAAAAGCUGCCAGUCGCUGAGGACGCACAUACAAGACGACUCGCUCUGCCACGCUUUCAGCGUCUAUUUAUUCGCCAUGUUUAGUGGGAGGGUGAUGGUGACACUGAGAGAGAUUGCUAACGUUGUCCGUCAGUCCGACUCUCCCUUUCCGAUAGAGUAUGAGAAACUGAGCAAACUCUGCGAGUCCCUCGGCUCGAAAGUAAACGUCAUGUUUAUACGAAACUCGGUCAACCUCCAGGAGAGUACCGUCAUACUAGAAGUCAACAUUCUCCUCUCAAAGAUUCACGGGGUCAUGUUUGCUCCUCAGGGCUUCAAAGAACACCGUCUUAAGUCGAGGAACGGGAUCGUCACUUUCUCUCGUCUGAGGAAAGUUUUCGACGAUUUAGACCCGAGAGUGAUUGCCCAAUGCAUGCAGAGGCUUGAGUUUUGUCAGGAAGUGCAGGACCAGUCGGUACUUGAUCUGAUAAGAGGACAACACGUUCAGCAGCAACUUGAGUCGCCUGAUGAUGAGGUGGAACAUGACGGAUUCGAUGAGUAUUAUUUCUUCCCUUGUCUUAUUGACAGUGAGCACCCACACAAGAUUUGGUCUCAUGACUCCAUCAGAGGCUCAGAAUUUUCCUACUAUACAGGCUGGUGCUUGCAAGUGAAAGAAAACAUGCAGCUAUUCCCUGCCAGAUUCCUACAUUCCCUCCUAUUAAGACUUGCUUUUAAUUUUGCUGCUGCUAGUAAUGAUGCUCCGAAUCAAGGCCAGAUACUGAACAGGGCCUGCAACCUCUGGAAGAAUGGGAUCCAUUGGUUCAGCUACUGUGGGACUGAGAGCUAUGUUGAGCUAAGAGAGGAUUCACAGGUUCUAGUCCUUGUAAUGAGGUGCCUUAGGGGAGCCGAGAUUGACUGCAUUAAACUAAGAGCCGCCGUCAUUCGUAACAUCCUCGAAACCAAAUCAGUCUUCAUUCCAAACAUACCGGUCAACGAAGGCCUCCUUGAUCCAACUCAACUCUACGAGUACCCCAUCGCCAGUAUCAGACACGGCGUGGUACCUCUUUACGACAUGUCCAUGGUCCUUCAUCCUUUACUCGAUGUCAACUCGUCCACUUUCGACCGAAGCCACCGACACUGCAUUACCCUAGACCGCCUCUUGUACUGGGAUCCAUACAUGAACCUUGGCAGGGACAUACUCAAAGAACUCUUCAACCCGGCUCAAGAGAACGUUGAGCUCUCUGAUGAUUUCAUACUUGCGUAUUCGAACAAGGUGCUAGACUGGGAGACUCUUGCAUACAAGGUUUUUAAAUUAGAGAAGGGGAUGGUUGAAGAUAUCAAGCAUAGGGCAAACUCAAGGUCGACUCUUCUUUGUCAAAGACUCCUCAACUCCAUGAUGGCAUUCGAAUUGAUCACUUUUGGAAAACUGAGACAGAUGUUGGACGGUUUCAGCGUCUUUGGAGGCAGAGACAUUAUUGAAUUAUCAAGGAGAAAAUGGUGAACCGAAAUCACAAAAAAGAUUUAUAGUUUUUAGAAGCGACUUUUAUUGACUUUUUAACUGCAUUAUAUUGAAUUGUGUGUCUUUCAAAAUAUAUAUUUUGUGUCUUUAUGUAUCAUUUUGUGUUCUCCUUUUUUUACUUUCUUUCAAUUGUUUUCUUUCUUUCUCUUUCUCUCUCUCUCUCCAUUUUCUUUCUCUUAAUAUCCCUCUAUUACUUCCACAUUGUACAUUUGCAUGGUUAUUAUCAUUUCAAUAAAAAUAUGUAUAUUAAUAUUAUAUUAUAUAUACAGUUAACCAAA